Penicillium arizonense is the source of this 825-nucleotide messenger RNA. RefSeq names its product YggS family pyridoxal phosphate enzyme. The coding region runs from base 1 to 825 and encodes 274 amino acids. Gene Ontology annotation, cellular component: intracellular anatomical structure. Lineage: Eukaryota; Fungi; Ascomycota; Eurotiomycetes; Eurotiales; Aspergillaceae. The transcript has a single exon. Gene Ontology annotation, molecular function: pyridoxal phosphate binding. The record is from RefSeq and is a predicted model, not a curated record.
AUGGCAAUUGCAACAGCAACACCAGCCCGAACCUCCGCCCUCCUCGCAAACCUAAGCGCAGUAACAGCCCGAAUCAGCGCAGCGGCAGCAAAAGCCCCAAACCCCUCCAAACCAGUCAGACUAGUAGCAGUCUCAAAGCUCAAACCCGCAUCCGACGCGCUAGCACUACACCAAGCACCAGCGCCAGUCUCACAAGCGCACUUCGGCGAGAACUACAUCCAAGAACUGCUUGAGAAAUCCCGCCUCCUGCCCCCGACUAUUAAAUGGCAUUUCAUUGGCGGGUUGCAGUCUAAUAAGUGUGUCAUGCUUGCGCGUGAUGUGCGUGGGUUGUGGGCUGUUGAGAGUGUUGAUACGGAGAAGAAGGCUGGGUUGCUUGAUAAGGGGUGGGGGGAGAGGGAUGUUGCGAAGCUUGGUCGGCAAGAUGACGAUGGUGCUGAUGGCAGACUGCGCGUCUAUGUGCAGGUUAACACAUCCGGAGAAGAGAAUAAGUCGGGCAUUGAACCUGCUGCGGCGGCGGGAUUGUGUUCUUUUAUUCGAGAGAAGUGUCCUCGGUUGAAAUUGCAGGGUGUUAUGACUAUUGGGGCGAUUGCUAGGUCGAGGGAUACGACUGCAGAGAAUGAGAAUGAGGAUUUUGUCUGUUUGCGUGAGACCAGGGAUCGGAUUGUUCAGGAGCUUGGGUUGACGGGUGCUGAGGCGGAGUUGGAGCUUAGUAUGGGAAUGAGUUCUGAUUUUGAGGGGGCUAUUGCUCUUGGGAGUGAUCAGGUUCGGGUUGGGACUACUAUCUUUGGGGAUCGGCCGCCUAAGGCUGAGGCUAGGGUUGUUUGA